Messenger RNA from Phyllotreta striolata, 1163 nucleotides. NCBI's taxonomy places the organism in Eukaryota, Metazoa, Arthropoda, Insecta, Coleoptera, Chrysomelidae. The record is from the annotation of a GenBank genome assembly.
GUCAAAACCUCGUAUGUUCUGAUCGUAUAAAAACUACCUCUUCUUCGGAGGAUCCCAUUUCAUUGGUUACCUUCGGACAUGCUUCGUCCUUAACACCGACAUCCAAAAAUUAAUUUUAUUUUAUUUUAAUUAGUCCUAUCGAUAAAAAAAUCAGUAGUGAAAAUGAACUAUAAAGUGACUUGUUUUGUGAUAAGCAGUUUGGUUUUGGUGAGUUCCGUACUCGCUGUACCCGUUGUUGAAGAUGGAAAAGAGCAUAUUAAUUCGGUCCACUCCGACAAGUCCACCAUCGAAGAGUCGCUGUUCAAGAAACUGAACACGAAAUGCUCCAACCAAGACAUCAGCUCCUGCAUGAUGCUGAAGUUGGUAACCUACUUCAACAGGCUAAUGAAGAAGUCUCACAUCGAAUUCGGCGACAUCGAAAUCACGCAAACUUCCACGAAAACCGUUAACUUGGAAACGUCGAGAAGCAUUAACGACGUGGAGAAGAUGUCCGAAGACGAGCAAUUGUACGAUGUUAUGGCCGAGAAAGCGUACGAUUUCAUGCAGACCAGGUCCUUGAAAUGGAGGGCAUUAGAUGGAGCCGACGUCGUUCUGUCAGGCAACACCGACAAAGACGGCAGCCUAAACCUCGGUUUAUCCCUGAAACCCAGUCCCGCAGGAGUCGAGGAAGGACGUAAGAAGAAAAACAAAGGGGGCGGCGGCAUGGACGCCAUUUUGGCCGCCGCUGUCAUGAAAAUCGGUUUGCUCAAAGCCCUCGCCUUCAAAGCCUUAGUUUUGCUGGUCGGAAAGGCCUUACUAGUCAGCAAGUUGGCGUUAGUUCUUGCAGUCAUCAUCGGUUUGAAGAAGCUCCUGAGCCAAGAGAAGCACGUAACGUACGAGGUGGUGGCUCAUCCGAGCCACGAGCACCACGAGCACCACGACCACGGCCACUCGGGCGGCGGCUUCGACGGCGGUCACGGCGGCGGCGGCUGGGGCAGGAACUUCGACGCCCACGCGGCCCAGAACCUGGCCUACAGCGCCCACGUGCCCUCCAAUUGAUUGUGAUCCGAUCGGUCGUGCACCAUAUUGGUGUUUUCCAUCUGACGUUAACCUAAUUAUUUAUUGGUUUAAUUUAAUAUUUAUUCGAUUCGUGUUUUGUUGAUGUUUGUUUCAAUAAAAAAAAG